UUAACUCCUCAGAAAAAGCAACGCACACCUAAAAAAAUCUCUAGACCCAUUGAGAAAUUGAAGAAAAGCACCACUCCUUCCAAAGGAGCUGACGAUACUCCAAAGGCGGCAAAAAUUAUCUCAACUAAAGCGAAAAUGGAGCUCCAUAAAGAAAGCGAACGUCUUUACCGAUCAGCUGAUAUGAGGCUACAUGUGAAUAGUCUGCCUAAAAAAUCCAUGGCAUCGUUUUUGGAAAAAAUGCAAUCAGCGAAGAAAUCAGCAAGUGAACAGAAACUUGAUGAAGGAGAAGGGUCUAUACACAAGUGCUGAAGAGUUGGCUCGCAAACAUCUCGAUCGAGAAAAAGAAGCGCAAAGCAUCCAUGAGGAAGUGGAGCGCAUGCAAGCCAAAACGUUAAAACCGAAUGCAAAGAAUUACACUGAUCAGUCGGGCGGUGAAGACUCUGAUGCAGACGACUCUUACGGCAGCGAAAAGGAAGACUGGGAAGACGACAGUGGUUCUGACAAAGACCAAUUUGCUGACAGUGAGGACGAUGAGAUUGAAAUUGAUCAUGCAAAUGUACCUGCAAGUCCAGCACCUGCUCGUAAGAAUCGAAGAAUAGCCGUUAUCUCUGACGAUGAAUCUGAUGAGGACGUAACUCCGACACGUGAAGCAUCAUCAUCUCCCAUACAGUCCGUCCAAUACAAUGAUGUCCAGAAACCAUCCAUCCCUCGUCAGCCUAUCCGGUCAAAGGCAGUCUUUAAGAAGAAUGACUUUGUAGAAAACGAAGCUGAGGAAGAAGAAGACGAGUACAUGGGGUUAGGCGGUGUUGAUGGUGAGGAUGAUGGCCCGGAUGAGUAUGUCGAAGACGAUGUUGUCGUGCACGCCAACGAUGAGGAGUUGGAUGAAGCACAACUUCGUCAAGCUUACAACAACCAAGUAGCGGACAGCGAUCAAAAUAUGAUCCAGCGUUUGAUCAAGGAUGUCGUUAGUGGUGGCCUACGAAGGCGACGUGGUGCUAUGAACGAUGGUUAUGAAUUGGAUUAUUAUGACACUUUUGAUGACAUGGAUGACAAUCUUGUGGCAUUGCGACGAGCAGCUGCAGCGAAACGACGAAAACUAUUGAAUGGCAACAUUCUACAGGCUAUUGCGGAGAACCCACAAACCGCUGCGUUCGCUAAAGCAUCCAAGGUUGAUAUUGAUGAGGAUGAAAAACCCAGCUUCAGCGACGGUGAAGAGGAAGAAAGUCAGCCUAUUCCCGUAAAUGACGAUGGUCAGGAUGAUGAGGACGAAAGCGAUGAUGAGCAUCAAGUUUCUACAUUCUCAGAAACGCUCGCAGCUAUGAAGCAAUCUUCCAUCAACGAGGAGGUAGAGACUGUCAUGGAGGAAGUCUCCGUAUUCACAGAAGAACCAAUUUCAAACGAUGUAGAAGAGGACACAUGGUCAAGUGUAACGGUAUCGCAUAGGAAGGUGACCAAAAAGCAAUUCACAUCCCCGCUGCAAACCAACCGAGUUCGUUCUUCGCCAUUGUUUCGCUCUCCCGGAAAACUACAAAAAUUCAAGACGUUACUCCAGGAGGCUGGUGGCUCUAUUGGCGGAUCAAGUGAGACGGGUUCUCAUGUUGGAUUCAGUGCGCCAUCGAGAGCAAAAGAAGAUCGGUCAGCUAGUGUUUCAUCUCAAAGAAGCAACAGUUCCUCCACGUCUGCGUCACAAGAAAGUUAUACUACUUUAUCAAGAAAGAACUCUCGUUUACUUGAUAUUUUAAGCUCUCAAGAGUCCAGUAUCGCUUAAUGAUUAAAUAGCCAGCCUUUUUUUUGUACAUAAAAUUGUAGUGAGAACCAACUGCACCAAUAACGAGCACACACGUG
Messenger RNA from Umbelopsis ramanniana AG, 1845 nucleotides. RefSeq lists its product as uncharacterized. The record is from RefSeq and is a predicted model, not a curated record. Gene Ontology annotation, molecular function: anaphase-promoting complex binding. Lineage: Eukaryota; Fungi; Mucoromycota; Umbelopsidomycetes; Umbelopsidales; Umbelopsidaceae. The transcript has 6 exons. Gene Ontology annotation, biological process: mitotic G2 DNA damage checkpoint signaling; activation of protein kinase activity; mitotic DNA replication checkpoint signaling. Bases 278 to 1768 code for a protein of 496 amino acids.